Molecule: messenger RNA, 1707 nt
Organism: Penicillium lagena
Lineage: Eukaryota; Fungi; Ascomycota; Eurotiomycetes; Eurotiales; Aspergillaceae
Exons: 1
Coding region: 1-1707 (568 amino acids)
Source: RefSeq, a predicted model, not a curated record
AUGGUUGACCCUCCCGUUCCCCCAAGCCCCAAGGAGCUUGUUGUCCCUGAAGCACUUGCUGCUCAUCAGGUUCUUCCUGUGGCCACGAUAUUUUCUUCAAACGUCCCGCAAAUCGUCUCUGACUCCGUGGUGUAUAUCAGCGAUGCCGAGACUGAGGUUCUCGAGACUCCUUGCGGUCAUCCGCAUCGUCGCCUGCGUCGUCGGGGCUUCUCAGUGCCAGAUGACUCGGACGCCGAGGAGCUGGAUGAGCCUACAACCAGCGAGCAAGAUGCUGUGGUGAAGGAGAUUACCGUGACUGAGUGCUCUACUCUUGUUAGACUUCUUCGCCCGCCUCUUACCGAGAGCUCGCCACUGUCGGAUCUACCCUCACACAUUAGUGACUUUGGUGAAGAUACUAUCAUCCUAGAUGUUCCUGCGGUGAAGAACAACUCCGUUUCCGCUGUGAAUGAAGGUGCUGGGCCUACUAAGCCUCUUCAUCCACCUCCUCGUGGAAGUUCGGCACUGUCCGACAUCUCUGACUCAACUGAACUCGAUGAGAAUGCCAAUCAACCAUCCUCCCUGCCGAGUGAGACCUCCGCGCCCAUUGAACCUCUCGGUAGUCCUGGGCUUAAACUACCUCGCCCUGGGGAUGUUCCACCUGCGUCAAGCCGUGCUUUCCUGUACUUUCAACGUGUCUCUGGUCCAGGGAAUGUCUUCCCUGCCGGCCUUCGUGCUAUCCUCAAGGAUUGGCACGAUGCACACUCUGAAAAACUGCCUCCGUGCGCCACAAGAUCUUGGUCUGCAUCACGAUUGGGCCGUUUCGUGAUAUUUGACUGGGAUGGUGACGAACUGCAACUUGCUAUUUACAAGGUCAUCACCCAUACAAUUUCCACUCCUUACUUCGUCAUGGUUCUUCUGUCGGAGAAAGGUCCUGGAGAGCUAGUUGCUCCCACCAGCAUUCGCCCCAAGAUGACCAACAAGAGUUUGAAAGGCCAUUACCUCCUUGCGUGGCUCGGUGACACCCAACAAUGGGGCAACGAGGUGUCCGCUGUGAGAGUUCCUAUACUCGAUGACAGGAAGGUUCGGUUUGACCCCAAAAUGUUCGAUUACGCGCAGGACAAUCCUCUACUUCUACGAGCCAUUACCACACCGAAGAAGAACAAGGACUCUUCACCUACAGAUUCCGCUGAGCACGCAAACGUCAAGAGUCGUCCCCCACAUCUGACCUUUUUGGAGCCUGCACUCUAUGCACCUACGCCUAGUCCGAUUACACAAGCUUCUGAGGAUGACGAGAGACAGUCGCCGCAUAAAACGACGGAUCAAUCUUUCUGGGCUGAUCAGACAUCAAAGCGCGAACUCAGUGAAGUAUCCUCCGACCCUUCCACCAUUCGGAAUGUGCGACGACGUCUCUUUGCCCCCACCCCCACACCACCUUCGCCCACUACCAAAGCGCGAUUCAAGCUCGUAUCGGAAACAUCCGAGAUGACGCGCUGUUUCUCUGUGGAGGAUUGCGAGAACGUUGAUGUAUUUUUCAAAAAAGCACGCGAGUUCUACCGGAGCGCUCGUAAAGCUAGUUCUAUGGCUCUUGCGUGUCAGAUUCCAGGUGUUGCGGGCAUUCGGUAUAUCGGGGAAGGGUGUCAGGAUGAGUUCCGUAUCUUGUGCGAGGACAUUGACCAGCUCUCUGGCGGAGGUGGCAUUCUGGUCAUUGAUAUCAAGCCGGUGCUUUAA